This is a messenger RNA of Didymodactylos carnosus, 459 nucleotides long. The record is from the annotation of a GenBank genome assembly. Lineage: Eukaryota; Metazoa; Rotifera; Eurotatoria; Philodinida; Philodinidae.
AUGCUAUUCGAACAGGGUCUACUUGGUAAACAGAUUCAACAUGGAAAAGCAAAUCUUUUUCCAACUGAUAAGGAAUAUUUGAUUGGUACAAAUAAUCAUCUACCAAGACAGUUAGCAUCAUAUGAACAUAAGAAAUUUGAACAAUCGAAAAGAAUUGAAGAUCAGCAAAAACAACAGAAAAAUGAUCAAAAUUAUUUACAAAAGCAAAACAUCGACGAGACAGAAGCUUCAUUAUGGCUCGAUGAUGAAGAUGAAGCAGUGACGAAUGAUUAUCUUUUCCAUGGUAGUCAUCAAGGAGAUCCGUUCGGAACAUUUGUUCGUGCACAAGUUUUAGAUUAUAGUCAAUCGAUAAAACCAAAACACAACGCUAUAACUAAUGAGCAAGAUGAAGAAACUAUAACAAUAAACUUCAGAGAUGAAAUUCGAACAGAAUAUGAUGAUAUACAAGGGCAGUUUUAA